Staurois parvus is the source of this 509-nucleotide messenger RNA. Lineage: Eukaryota; Metazoa; Chordata; Amphibia; Anura; Ranidae. The record is from the annotation of a GenBank genome assembly.
UUCCAAUCCUCUCCAUAUCAUGUGAUUCAGGUGUUCCAAUCCCCUCCAUAUCAUGUGAUUCAGGUGUUCCAAUCCCCUCCAUGGACACAGGUGUAUACAAUCAAGCCCCUAGGCAUGCAGACUGCUUCUACAAACAUUGGUGAAAGAAUGGGUCGCUCUCAGGAGCUCAGUGACUCCAAGCGUGGUCCCGUGAUAGGUGGCCACCUGGGCAAUAAGUCCAUCCGUGACAUUUCCUGGCUACUAAAUAUUCCACGCUCAACUGUUAGUGGGAUUAUAACAAAGUGGAAGCAACUGGGAACAACAGCCACUCAGCCACCAAGUGGUAGGCCACGUCAGAUGACAGGGCGGGGUCAGCACAUGCUGAAGCGCACAGUGCGCAGAAGUCACCAAUGUCUGCAGAGUCAAUAGCUAAAGACCUCCAAACUUGGUGUGGCCUUCAGAUGAGCCCAACAACAGUGCAUAGAGAGCUUCAUGGAAUGGGUUUCCAUGGCCGAGCAGCUGCAUCCAAG